This is a messenger RNA of Anthonomus grandis grandis, 1009 nucleotides long. Its product is annotated as golgin subfamily A member 7. NCBI's taxonomy places the organism in Eukaryota, Metazoa, Arthropoda, Insecta, Coleoptera, Curculionidae. Gene Ontology annotation, biological process: protein targeting to membrane; peptidyl-L-cysteine S-palmitoylation. Bases 179 to 622 code for a protein of 147 amino acids. The transcript has 3 exons. The record is from RefSeq and is a predicted model, not a curated record. Gene Ontology annotation, cellular component: palmitoyltransferase complex.
AGUGACAGUGACAGUGACAGCCAUAGAAAAUUAACAAAAAUAAAUAAAUCAUCAAAUGGAAUUUCAAUAAUCAAUUUAUCAUUAAAAUAUACAAAAUAAGGGUUAAAUAAAUAUAUGUAGUGUUUACUUAAUUUAGUGGGGUAUCAAGGGUCUUUUUUACACGCUACCAAAUUGGAAAAUGAGCAAUCACUACAAUAAUGGGGGCAGAGCCCCAGAAACCGAACAAAUGGCCCAGCCCCAGUGCUUAAAAGUGUUUAUACCCAGAGAUUACACGGAGGGAACCGUAGUUAAGUUCAGAAACAGUUUUCCGCCAGAAUUAGAAGGCAGGCUUGAAAAACAAGCUUUUGAAUCAACAAUUAACCGAUUAAAUGGGUAUUUUGCUGAAGCGGAGAAGGCCACUUGCACCACUUACUGUGAGGGCUGUUUCGCUUGCCUUACUGCCUAUUUAAUAUACAUUUGCAAGGAAACUCACUACGAAAAGUGCUUAAAAAAAGUGUCAAAAUUCAUAGCGGAACAAAACGAGAGAGUUUACGAGCCCAGAGGGUUAAAACUAACUGAUCCAAGUCUACGAGGACUCAGGGUCUUGGAAAUCAGUUGUUUGGAUCGACCUCCUAACGCAUGACUUACACUCUCUCACUCUACUCAGGAAUUUUUCAUGUGAGUUGGACAAGAUAAGCCAAGAGGUCUUCAAAAGUACUUUUUAUACAUUAUUGCAAAAUCACUGUAAUUAUUUAUAUAUAUAUAUAUAAUAUAUAUAUAUUUUAAGUAAUAAGUGGGAAAAUCAAACAUGUUUUAACUCAUGUUAUAACUACUUGCCGAUAAAUAUAUUUUUUAUGAGGGCUCCAUUGACAAAAAUUAAUCAUGUUAAUAGUUUAAUUUUAAAAAUAAGUUCUAUAUAUUGCAUUUAUGUCUUCCUAAUUUCUUUAUGUAUUUAGGUUUAAUUUUGUAGUUAGUUACUUUUGCUAUGUUAAUAAUUAUUGUCACAAAUUAAUAUAUAAGUUUCAAUUUA